AUGAGAUCUUCCCUGGGCAUUCUAUCCGCAGCUUCUGUGGCAGCCCUCGUGGCGGCCACUAGCUUAGACUCCAUCUGCACGGUGGACUACGUCCAGGCACGUUUGCCCGCAGAUGAUCUUAUUCCUGGCGUAUCAAUGAAUGCUGAGUCUGUUGUUGUCAACUCAGUUUACAACGCUUCUGUCAGCGGGUCCUACGACUACCCGGAUGCCUCUUUCGACUAUUGCAAUGUCACUUUCUCCUACACCCAUGCCGGGCUCAAUGACACUGUCAAUGUCUGGUACUGGUUACCCGCUCCGGACAGCUUCCAGUAUCGCUACCUAUCGACGGGCGGAAGCGGUUAUGCCAUCAAUACAUUGAGCACGGAACUCCCUUCGGGCAUCAUCUACGGUGCAGUCUCGGGAGCAACGGACGGUGGUUUUGGAGGGUUCACCAGCGCACUGGAUGAUAUCUUCCCUUUGGAGAAUGGAACAAGUAACUAUGAGGCAUUGUACAUGUUCGGUUACGAAGCGAUUCAUGAAUUGAGUAUCCUGGGCAAGGAGUUUGCUGGCCUCUUCUUCAAUGCGAGCAAUACCAAGAUCUACAGCUAUUAUCAGUCCUGCUCUGAGGGUGGUCGCGACGGAUGGAGUCAAGUCCAACGAUUUGGUGACCAGUUUGAUGGAGUGAUUACUGGUGCCCCUGCCAUCCGAUUUGCGUUCCAGCAGUUGGUGCAUCUCUUCUCCGCCUUGGUUGAGAAGACCCUUGACUACUACCCCCCUCCAUGUGAGCUCGAAUUGAUUGUGAAUGAAACUAUAUCCUACUGCGACCCUCUCGAUGGCCGGACAGACGGAGUUGUCGCCCGAUCGGACCUUUGUCGUCUGAAUUUCAACAUGUCCUCCAUCGUGGGCAAGCCAUACUACUGCGCCGCAAGCUCCGGGGGCGGCUCUGGUCCUGCUAAGCGUGGAAUGUCCACGAGUCCUGCGCAGAAUGGAACCGUCACAGAAGCCGGAGUGGAGGGUCGGCAAGUCUACCUGUCUUAUCAAAUGGGUGCCUCGUUCGAAGAUGCCACUACUGUCUAUGACUCAGAAACUGCCUCGUGGGAUUUGAGUAUCAGCCAGAUCGGUGCCGAAUUCGUCACACGCUUCCUGUGGCUGCAGGAUACGUCCGAUCUAUCCAGCUUGGACAACGUCACCUACGAUACAUUGAAGGGGUGGAUGUACGAAGGUUGGCAACGCUAUGAGGAUUCUUUGCACACGACCUGGCCUGACCUAACCUUAUUCCGCGAGAAUGGGGGCAAGAUCAUCCACUACCAUGGUGAGGCUGAUGACAGCGUUCCUCCCGCAUCAUCCGUUCACUACUACGAGUCCGUUCGCAGUGUGAUGUACCCAUAUAUGUCCUACAAUGAGAGCGUCGACAGCAUGCAUGACUGGUAUCGCUUGUAUCUCGUUCCUGGUGCGGCACACUGUUCUCCCAAUGACUUGCAACCUAAUGGUCCUUUCCCGACUACUAACCUCGCGAUCUUGGUUGACUGGGUGGAGAACGGGGUAGAGCCAGUGACUCUGAAUGCUACUGUUCUUUCUGGGGAUUACGAGGGCGAGGAGCAGAAACUCUGCAGUUGGCCUCUGCGACCCCUCUGGGUGAAUAAUGCCACAAAGAUGGAGUGUGUUUAUGACCAGGCCUCUAUCGAUACGUGGAAGUGGACUUUUGAUGCAUUCCCCAUUACUGUGUGGUAG
Molecule: messenger RNA, 1710 nt
Organism: Aspergillus vadensis CBS 113365
Lineage: Eukaryota; Fungi; Ascomycota; Eurotiomycetes; Eurotiales; Aspergillaceae
Product: putative tannase
Exons: 2
Coding region: 1-1710 (569 amino acids)
Source: RefSeq, a predicted model, not a curated record